AAACAGAAGGUAACUCGGUUGUGUCUCCUUUUCAAUGCAGCAUAAGUGUGGAUGUGCUCAACCUGUAGCUCUUCUGAUGUGUUAAUGAAGUCCAGGUUCUUUUAUUAACCCAUUCAGGGUUUAAAAAUAAAUAAAGGAAGGUUGUCUUGCAUUCCUGUCUCACGCACAUUAAGACAUGUUGUUGUUUCUACAGUAGAAGGUACGCCGUUUUAAUCACAACAUGACUAGAAGAACCUUCAGAUAUCUGCAUGAAUUAUAAUCAAAUCGCUUGAGGUUUAUAGUAAAUGCAACAAGAUGUGAAUAUCUCUCCAAGGCAUUUUUUUUCUUCUUCUUCUUUUUUCCAACUGAAAUUUAAAAGGGAAAAAAAAAAAAUCACCUUUUUAUUUUGUUUCAAGCUAUUUUCAGCCUUACGUGUUCCCCGACACUUUUUCCCGGCCUUCGCGAGGCGAUAAGGCGAGGCAAAGGUUGGGUUUGUCUGCUCUGUUGCAAUCUGUUUGCCAACUCUUCAUGAAACAUGCUGUGGGGUUUGUAAGCCGGCCUGAAGAGGAAGAAACAACAUUGUGUCAAAGAUGAGGACACCUUGAGGUGGACCGCUCUCCCCAUUCGUUGGUUCACCUCCUCUGAGUUGAUGGCUCCUUUGGAGCAAGGAAAUAGAUCUGAUGUUUCACCAAGACUGGAUUAAGGUGCUCAAUGUGAGGAGGGGGGACCCCAUGCUGUAAGCACCAGGAAAUGUCGUCCCCAAUGAAAGGGGGCAUUUGUAGGCCGUUCAGGCCUUUGAAGUACUCCUCCGUCGCCCUGUUCAUGCUUUGCAGCAUCUUACUGUUGUUGCUGUAUAAAGUGAACAUUGACUGGAUGUCAUUCAAACCAACGAAUAAAGUCUGUUCGACUGCUACUGUGAAGCUGACCGCCCAGCCGGUCAGCACCUGCUCCUUCGAUUCGCUCUCACCUGAAGAGCUUCUGGUCUUUGACUCACUAAGACACGUCAUUUUGUGGCCUGAAACGCCGUCCUUAAAGUCAGACUUUUCCCUGAAUGACACCAGUGAUCCCCGUCAGAGCAGCUUCACCAUUCUCCCACGGAGCGGAGGGGGAAGCUGGCGAGUUGGGGAUCAGCUGCAGGUUUCCAUAAGAAUCAGAGACUUCCACGGCCGUCCUAAGAUGUCUGGAGGAGACGUUCUGCUGGCUCGGCUUCACAACAGUACUUUUCACGCUGGGGUGGCAGGGCAUGUGGUGGACCAUCGCAACGGCUCCUACUCUGCCUUUUUUUCAUUGCUCUGGGAAGGACGAGCACAAGUUGAGGUAGUCCUAGUUCAUCCCAGCGAGGCAGUCACAGUGCUGCAAAAAUUGACCGAGGAGCAGCCCGGCAGAAUCUAUUUUCAAAGUCUGUUUCGGUCAGGCUCGGUCAGUGAAACCACCACUUGUAACUUGUGCCUUACCGGAACCCAGCAGAGCUUCUGCAACUACACUGACCUCAGGACGGGUGAACCGUGGUUCUGCUUCAAGCCACACAAAUUGGAUUGUGAUGCCAGGAUCAGCCACGCCAAAGGAGGAUUCAGAAAAAACCUGAAGUCCACCGAGGAGAAGCUCUUUCAGUGUGGUGUCAAUAUGAAAGUCUCCAUUCCAGCUUCAGGACCUGAAAACAUCAAUGUUUUACCAAAUUCAAAAGAUGGAAACGAAAUGACUUUCAAAGUCCGCCCCUCUGGUUAUUACUACAAGGGCGCCUGGCAAGCACUAGAUGGCAGCAGAGUACAUCAGUUUAACUCCAGUGCAAUCAGCCAGUGUCUGAAAGGCAAAGCUGUUCACAUCUAUGGAGACUCCACUGUGAGGCAGUGGUAUGAAUAUUUAACCAACUCGUUACCAGAUCUCAAGGAGUUUGACCUUAAAACCCCAAAGCAAAGUGGACUUUUAAUGGCGCUGGAUUAUGUGAACAAGAUUUUGGUGACGUUCCGCAGCCACGGUCCUCCCAUCCGUUUCGCCAACUUGCCCGUCAGCCAGCUACACUACGUCGUCAGCGAACUGGACAGCGUGAUUGGAGGCACCAACACUGUUGUGGUUAUUGGUGUCUGGUCUCACUUCAGCACUUUCCCCGUCGAGGUCUACGUCAGGCGUCUGCUGAAUAUUCGGAAAGCGGUGGCGAGACUUCUGAGCAGAGCUCCGGGUACCACUGUCGUCAUCCGGACUGCGAACCCAAAAGAGAUGACGCUUUAUGAGAGUUUGACCAACAGCGACUGGUUUUCGCUGCAGCGGGAUAAGAUGCUGAGGGAAAUAUUCAGAAAAACGAAUGUCAAACUGGUAGAUGCUUGGGAGAUGAUCGUUGCCCAUCACCUUCCGCACAAACUCCAUCCAGAGUCUGACAUAGUCAAGAAUAUGAUUGAUGUUCUUUUAUCUUUUGUAUGUCCUGUAGCUGACUUUGAGGACUUUUCUUCCGUUUCAAGAUCCUAGAGAAAAGUAGAAAUGGAUUUUAGGCGAUAGAGAUUGGAAUUGGGGAAAAUGUUGGCGCCUUUUUGCAACAAUUGUUUCGGAACAGACCAUUCCGUUGAAAUAAGAUACAUUAAAACCAAAACAAAAGCACCUAUAGUGAUUCCUCUACAGAAGCGUUUCAAAAACUUUUUCUGGCUGAGGAUCACCUAACCUUUUUGA
Molecule: messenger RNA, 2637 nt
Organism: Poecilia reticulata (guppy)
Lineage: Eukaryota; Metazoa; Chordata; Actinopteri; Cyprinodontiformes; Poeciliidae
Product: NXPE family member 3-like
Source: RefSeq, a predicted model, not a curated record